This is a messenger RNA of Chanos chanos (milkfish), 813 nucleotides long. RefSeq names its product endonuclease V-like. The transcript has 9 exons. The record is from RefSeq and is a predicted model, not a curated record. Gene Ontology annotation, molecular function: RNA endonuclease activity producing 5'-phosphomonoesters, hydrolytic mechanism; single-stranded RNA binding. Gene Ontology annotation, cellular component: nucleolus; cytoplasm. Lineage: Eukaryota; Metazoa; Chordata; Actinopteri; Gonorynchiformes; Chanidae. Bases 1 to 786 code for a protein of 261 amino acids. Gene Ontology annotation, biological process: DNA repair.
AUGUCGACCCCGACGGAAGACGUGGUGAAGCAAUGGGAAAGGGAGCAGGCUGAGCUGAAGAAGAGGCUAGUGGAGGAAGACACUGAGGACUGGCAGAAGAGUCCGGACUUCGCGGGCCUGGAGAGAGUCGGGGGAGUGGACCUCUCCUUCAUUAAAGGAGAUGAUGUCAAUGCAUGCGCCCAGCUUGUGGUCCUUAGCUUCCCAGAUAUGAAGCUGCUUUACAAGGACAGUCAGAUGGUGACCCUUAAUGCUCCAUACGUGGCGGGAUUUCUGGCUUUCCGUGAAACACCCUCACUGCUGGAAGCCCUGGAGAAGCUGAAGAGAGAACAGCCCAGUCUAAUGCCUCAGGUGGUCCUUGUGGAUGGAAACGGACUCUUCCAUUAUAGAGAGUUUGGUUUGGCGUGCCACCUUGGAGUGCUGUCUGAUCUGCCCUGUGUGGGCGUGGCCAAGAACCUGUUGCAGGUGCAGGGUGUGGUCAGGAGUGAUGAGCACUUGUCUCAGAUCAAUGCUUUGGAGAAAGAUGGUGACACUUUUCCUCUCACUACAGAUACAGGAAAAGUGCUGGGCAAGGCUUUGCGGAGUUGUCUGAAGAGCACUAAGCCUGUGUAUGUGUCUGUAGGACACCGUAUCAGUCUGGACACAGCAGUGAGGCUAACACACGCCUGCUGUCGUCACCGUGUCCCUGAACCCAUUCGACAGGCUGACAUGAUCUCCAGGGAGUACCUACGCACCCAUUUCCCUUCAGGCCUGUCUCCACGAGACAAUAACGAGACCCUCAACACGUAAGGUGGAGAUCUGACGAGCCCAGAAGAG